Lodderomyces pseudojiufengensis is the source of this 480-nucleotide messenger RNA. RefSeq names its product E2 SUMO-conjugating protein. The transcript has a single exon. Bases 1 to 480 code for a protein of 159 amino acids. Gene Ontology annotation, biological process: protein sumoylation. NCBI's taxonomy places the organism in Eukaryota, Fungi, Ascomycota, Pichiomycetes, Serinales, Debaryomycetaceae. The record is from RefSeq and is a predicted model, not a curated record. Gene Ontology annotation, molecular function: SUMO conjugating enzyme activity. Gene Ontology annotation, cellular component: nucleus.
AUGUCGCUUUGCCAAAUCAGACUUCAAGAAGAAAGAAAACAGUGGAGAAAGGAUCAUCCAUUUGGAUUUUUUGCAAAACCCUUGAAAGCAGCAGAUGGAUCAUUAGAUUUAAAAUCUUGGACUGCAGGAAUACCUGGUAAAUCAAAUACCUUAUGGGAAGGUGGAUUAUAUCCUAUCAAAAUCGAAUUUCCAGAAGAAUAUCCAUCAAAACCACCAAAAAUAAAAUUUCCACCUGGAUUUUAUCAUCCAAAUGUUUAUCCAAGUGGAACAAUUUGUUUAAGUAUAUUAAAUGAAGAUCAAGAUUGGAAACCAGCUAUUACUUUAAAACAAAUAGUUUUGGGUGUUCAAGAAUUAUUAGAUACACCAAACCCUGAUUCUCCUGCUCAAGAACCUGCCUGGAAAACUUUUAGCAGAGACAAGUCGGCUUACGAAAAAAAAGUAAAAGAACAAGCCAAAAAAUAUGCUAGUGGGGAAUCAUAA